Molecule: messenger RNA, 2861 nt
Organism: Prosopis cineraria
Lineage: Eukaryota; Viridiplantae; Streptophyta; Magnoliopsida; Fabales; Fabaceae
Product: zinc finger protein VAR3, chloroplastic-like
Exons: 5
Coding region: 60-2678 (872 amino acids)
Cellular component (GO): cytoplasm
Molecular function (GO): mRNA binding
Source: RefSeq, a predicted model, not a curated record
GACAGGGUUUUUGCUUUGACUUUCAUUUCAUUUCGUUUCACAGUUGGGGAGGCUGAGAAAUGGGCGGUGCCGCGAGGUUCCUAGUCCUCCUCACCACUCCCUUCCCUCUCCUCCACCGCCGCAGCAGCUCUUCCCUUCUCCGCCUGUCUCGCCACCGCAAGUUCCUCCUAUCCUCUUUCCAUCAUCUUAAUUGUUCUCCCUCCUAUGCUCCACUUCUUCUGUCUCCUCCUCUCAAAGCUUCUCGUCAACUUCAUAACCAGGCUGCCUCCUCUGUCCGCAAUGGCUACUUGGAAGACUCUUCUUUAGGUCCCCACCAUUCCCAUCCUUGGCCUGAGUGGUCUAAAUUUAUUGAUCAUAUCUCUGCUUCUGGAUAUUUUGAUAAUCGGCCGUGUGAGGAUGAAUUUGUGGCGGCGGGGGAAUUGAACCCCUUCUUUCUGCGUGAAGCCAGUGCUUGCUUGGCCUUUGCUCGGGAUCGACAGAAUAUUUUGCGGCUACUUUCGAGGAGAGACGUAGAGGUGGUCGUCGAACACGGCACGCCAUUUCUGUUCCAAGACGCUGAGGAUUCAGUGAGAAAGAUGAGAUCUUUUAUAUCCAAUAGUACAAUCAGUGUCCUGGAUUCUGAUCAAGCUCAUAUGGUUGAUUUGAUGAAAUUUAUGCUGAGUUAUACAAGUAACCCUUUGGUAUUGUCAGAAAGGGACAAUCUUCGUAAUAGAGAUCUUGUUGAAUCAUCAGUCCGAAAUCUUUUUGCUGAACUUUUCAAGCUGACUUGUAAUGCAUCUGGAUCAAACUCAUGUGGUGCAAUGCAAAAUCAAAUGCCUGUUAGAUCUGGACAGACAAUGGCUCCUACAAAAAAGAUUGAAAUGAAAAGGGGUGAUUGGAUUUGCCCCAGGUGUAAUUUCAUGAAUUUUGCAAGAAAUAUCAAAUGUCUCGAGUGUGAGGAGGCCAGGCCAAAGAGACAGCUAACUGGAGCAGAGUGGGAGUGCCCUCAGUGUGAUUUCUAUAAUUAUGGGAGGAAUAUGACUUGCAUGAGGUGUGAUUGCAAGCGGCCUGGACAAAUACAGUUAGCUGUGGUCAAUACCCCAACAGGAGUGGGGUUUGGAAAUGAGAGUAGGACUAACACUUCGGAUAUUGAUGGUAGGUUAGCUGCUAAUGAAGAGAAGGCUCAGCGCUGGUUUAGUAAGGUUUCUCAACUGGACAGUACUUCUGAUAUUAACAGUAUGACAUCAGAUGAAGAUUUUCCUGAAAUAAUGCCAUUGAGGAAAGGAGUAAAUAGAUUUGUUGUGAGCACAAAGAAAACACCAUUGGAGAGGAGGUUGGAUAAUACUCAAUAUAACAGAAAUUUGGGUAACGAUGGCACUGGUGAGGUUGAUGAUUUUCAAGCCAGCAAGGCAACCAAGUCACCUCACACAUCUGUGAGCCAGAGGCUAGAUGAGAUUCUUGGUCGUCCAGCUGGCCAUUCUCAAUCUGACAAUAUGAGCUUUGCUUCUGGACAUAAUACUAAUACAGACAGCCCACCUUCAAUUUCUAGUUCUCCUCAAUACAGAAAUUUGAGAAGCAGCGACUCUGGCCAUGCUCCGUUUGUUCCAUUGCCUGCAGAUACAUUUGCUCAAACGUCGGAGAACUUGAAGACAGGAGAGAGCAAGAAGGUGGUCCCAGUUAGUGAUGCUGGAUCUGGCAACUUGGGAGAUAGUUCACAUCUUUCUAGUUCUUCAAAUCAACUUGAUAGAGAAAACAAAGAGCAAGAGCAAGCUGAAAAAUCUGAGAGGUGGUUUAGAAAGGUUUCUGAGCUGCAUAAUGUUUCAGAUUUGACAAGUGCAAUAUCGGAUGAGGAUUUUCCGGAGAUAAUGCCAAUGCGAAAAGGAGAAAAUCGAUUUGUUGUUAGCAAGAAAAAAGAUCGCUCUUUGACUUCCCCAGCAUACAAGAGACAAUUGGCAAUGGAGCAAGCUAGUAAUACCAGCUACGUCCCGUUUGUCCCAUUCCCGCCAGGCUACUUUGCCAAAAAAGACAAACAGCAGUCAGAUGGAACAAAUUCAACUGAUAAACUCAUCAUUGAAUCAGCAUCAGAGGUGGCAGAGAAGCUUCCAGAGAUGUCUGAUGAUACUGGACAUAGGAUUGAGGGUGGAGACUAUGUCAAAGGUAUGACCAAUGAUGGAGGAUUUCCUGCUCGCCCUGGGUUGCAGAGAAGAGAUUAUGCCCAAGAUGGUGGAAAUCAAGAUUUAAGCAUGAACAACUGGGGUCCACAGGCUUCAGUACAGGGCUCAAGUAACAAUGACAAGGAUCCUGGUGAUAAGUAUACCAGGUACGAGAAUAAAGAUCACAUGCCAAAUUCGAAUGAGAGUUCAUCCCCGACGCCUGAGAACCAAAAUGUGAGGGCUCAAUGGACGGGAAAAAGUUUGGAGGGAUCAGCAGUAAAGGAACCAGAUCCUCUAGACAUGUCAGAGGAGGCAAAGGCGGAGAGAUGGUUCCGUCGCGUUGCACAGAUUAAGGAUAUAUCUGAGCUAAGUCAGAUUCCUGACGAAGACUUUCCUUCAAUAAUGCCUAUGCGCAAAGGGGUGAACAGAUUUGUUGUGAGCAAGAGAAAAACACCGUUAGAAAGGAGAUUGACGUCUCAGCAGUACAGAAAAAAUCUUCCAGUUGUGAGUUCAGAUCCAAUUAAAAAAGAAAACGAAGGGAGCUGAUGCAAAACUGUAGCCAUUUUCCGUUCGGAUGUCUCACUAUAUUUUAUUUGGCUGGCAAAUUUUGUGUCACUGAUUGCCAUAAAAUGGAUAAAAGAUGGUUGAAUAGAACGCUGUUCAAAAUCUUAUGUUGUCAAAGUGUAAGAACUUUGUUAGAUUGCUAUGCAUGUUAUUGCCAUGAUUGAA